This is a messenger RNA of Hyposmocoma kahamanoa, 2062 nucleotides long. RefSeq lists its product as uncharacterized. The coding region runs from base 40 to 1647 and encodes 535 amino acids. The record is from RefSeq and is a predicted model, not a curated record. Gene Ontology annotation, molecular function: protein binding. The transcript has 2 exons. NCBI's taxonomy places the organism in Eukaryota, Metazoa, Arthropoda, Insecta, Lepidoptera, Cosmopterigidae.
GUCCUCGCAGCUCUGGGUGUUCUUACUGAAACAGGGCAGAUGCCUGAAUUCAGCAAGGUGACAAAGUGUGAAACUAAGUCUACUUUAUAUCGCAAAGAAGGCAACGAAAAGUAUCAAAAACACAACUAUCGUGAAGCUCUAAUAUGGUACAAUAAUGCUAUUUUAUUUGCACCAGAAAAUUCAACAGCAUUAAAAUUGGGUUACAGCAACAGAUCGGCACUUCUUUAUACAAUUAAAGCAUACAAAGCCUGUCUUAAUGACAUAGACACUUGCUUCAACAUGGGGUGCACUGAUCAAUCCCUUGCCGAUAGACUAGCACAGCGUAGGAGAGAAUGCCGUGAGAACAUUUCGAGAGAUGAUAAGAGGCCUAUAGUGAAAAGGGGUACGUUCGGAGGGACAUUCUUUAAUUUUGAUGUGAAACGCAACUCUCAAAUUCCAUGUGUCAGCCAUGACGUUGGUGUGGUCAAAGAAACAGAUAAGGUAAAGGCCGUUGCAGCAAGAAAUAUAGAAGUGGGAACUGUAGUUGCAUUGGAGACGGCAUACGUAUGUGAAUUAGAACUUGCUCACAAAUAUUUAGCCUGUUUCUAUUGUCACAAGUUUGAUCUAAAUUUGAUACCCUGCGACAAAUGUUGCGAAGUGAUGUUCUGUAGCGAAACUUGCAAGGUACGCUGCAACAAUGAGUUCCAUGACAUUGAAUGCCAAAUCAUGCACUGUAUCAAAUUUACUCAGGGUGGAGCUUCGUGUAAAAUGAAAAUUAAAGCAGCUAUUAAAAUGCGUAAAAAAUGCUUAUCGUGGCAAGAAUUUAUAGAAGCCUCCACAAAUAUGGGACCUGAAAGGAUGAAAAAGAGUUCAGUAGAUGAAAUAUAUGACGUGAAGAAAAAAUUUUCCCUGCUAUGCUUUGACAAUGACAUUUAUUUUCUAUAUGGCCAACUGUGUGAUGCUAGUUUAUUAACUGCUAUAGUUAUAUACUAUUUGUUGCAAGUGCCAUCAUUUUUUCCCGAGAGACAAGAGGAAAGAGAUAAAGCUAUACAAGCGUUUGCACGAGUGAUGGUUAAUUUGUGUCUUUUUUAUAGAAAAGUUGAGAUUAUGAAUCCUACAAUGGAUCCAGAGACGGGGAUACUAGGACACACAAUGGUCAAUUUCGGGUGGUUCUCAUUCAGUGGCAAACUGAAGCAUUGUUGCGAUGCCAACCUUCUGGUAUUGGGGUUGAACAACCGAGUUGCAUUAAUAGCAAUCAAGCCUAUCAAAAAUGGUGAUGAACUGACGAUUUCUUAUAAAGGCCACUACUUCGAGAGAUAUUAUUGGAAAGACAGUCUUAAUUUUAGACCCAUAGCUCUGUUUUGUAGCAAUCAAAUAUUGUGCAAUUGUCACGUUUGCACCGAGAAAUGGUCACCGUUACAAUACCGGAAUCAAAAGCUAAAUACUGAGCAGCAAUGUCUAGUGAAGUCUUGUUUUGCAAAUGAAAAUUCAUCGCAAAUGGAAAACUUCCGAAAUGCAUUCAUGUUCAAAAAGAUUUGCAAUGCCUUGACCGCGCUUCAAGAUGCCCCGGCUUCAAAGGAAUAUCUCCAGGUGUUUAAGGAAUUCCGAAACUUUACUGGCAUAUACCAAGUCAUGUGUACAGAUAACGUCCUCCAAAGUAAUAAGUAAUUAGGUUUAGAAUCGAUGCAAUUUAUAUAAGACUUCGACUUCAAAAAAAGGGAUUGAGAAUUCGAUUGUAUUUUUUUUGUGUCUAUAUUACGUGAUUUUCGAACAUUUGUAAAGAGGGUACCUACUUCAAUAGUAGUCCCAUUCAAAUUUGAAGAAAAUAUUCCACGGAGUCCUAUAAGUGCCAAUGACGCGAGUGCGCCGACAGCAAACUAUUGCAUUGCGCCCGCGCCCCGUGCAGGACAAACGUACUGAAACAUCCACCGCUUACCACAGUUUUGCGCAUGUUGAGUGACAUUUCGAAAGAAAUUGACAUAUUUUAUUGUUCGAUGUCGAAAUUCGCAGACGUUGCCAUAGACAUUGUAUGUAAGAAAUAGGUAAUUUGUUCCUUAUAGUGGCUGUUUUUAAUUUUUUUAAU